UGUGACUUGACCUAGACGGCGAAUUUCAUUCUUAAGGUCGUUAGACAUGCACAAGGUGGCAUCUGAAUUUGCAGUCUCAAAUGGAAUUCUUAAGGUGGUCGACGGAAACCCAUCUCUUUUAUCAUGUACACUUUUACCAUCUCCCGUACCAAAAGUAUUACUAUGUCGUGCUCAAUCAAUCCAAUGUGAUUUUAACUUGUUAUAUCACAGGGUUGCAAUGAAUCAUGAAUUUCUGUAUGAUGUGUUGAAGCCCGUUCUUGCUGUUGACCCUUAUCUUCGCUCAUUAUGGGGUAUAUAUUCACGAAUUCGAACUAACAAAAUUACUCAGGUAAAGAAAUUUUGUUUGAAAUCGAUUACACAGAUUUCAUGUAUCCCGAAAGUCUGCCGAUCCCUACUUAAAGUUUUAUAACUGUUUAGACUUUUUCUGAAAUAUUACUCGGUAGACUUCUCAGUAUUAUUUACCCGUUUUCGCUUUAACAUUUACCCAAGACGUUCGGCACUCCGAACACCAAAUAUGGGGGAAUAAAGAGGAACCUUAGAGAAAUUCUGUGGAAAAUGCUCAAAUCGGUAUGAAUGUAGCCGACAAUCCAUCAAAUCUUCGCCUCUUCCUUAGCCCAAGGUAAAAUUGCUGCUGUUCUUCAUUUAAGUGAAGUGUCUUGGAACAAGACCUUUCUAAUUGCUUGAUUUGAUUUGUAACUUGUGCCUGUUAGACCUCAUGGAACAUAGGCUACCUACCAUUAUUCUCCAACCAACCUUGUCCUUUCUAUUCCUUUUCGGUCACGAACUGCUAUUAUUUCUUUUGACUUAUUCCUUC
Schistosoma curassoni is the source of this 814-nucleotide messenger RNA. The record is from the annotation of a GenBank genome assembly. Lineage: Eukaryota; Metazoa; Platyhelminthes; Trematoda; Strigeidida; Schistosomatidae.